AUGGCUAUUGGAAAUGGCUCUUUCGUGUCUGAAUUCAUUUUGGUGGGACUAACAAACCACCCAGAUUUCCAACUGUUCCUGUUUUUCCUAUUUCUAGCAAUAUAUAUGGUCACUGUGUUGGGAAACUUGGGCUUGAUAACUCUAAUUGUGCUGAAUUCCCAUCUUCACACCCCAAUGUACUUUUUUCUCAUUAACUUGUCAUUUAUAGACCUCUGUUAUUCUUCUGUUAUUACUCCCAAAAUGCUGAUCCACUUCAUAUCAAGGCCAAAUACUAUCUCUUAUAUUUCCUGCAUGAUCCAGCUCUACUUUUUCUGUUUUUUUGGCAUUUCUGAGUGUUAUGUGCUGACAUCAAUGGCCUAUGAUCGCUAUGUUGCCAUCUGUAAUCCACUCUUGUAUGACUUUGCUGUGUCCCCUAAAGUGUGUUCCAACCUUAUUUUGGGUUCAUACUUAAUUGCAUUUUCUAGUGCUAUGGCCAACACUGGAUGCAUGCUGAGACUGACCUUCUGUGAUGCCAACACCAUCAACCACUAUUUCUGUGAUGUCCUCCCUGUGCUUCAGCUCUCCUGCAUGAGCACUUAUAUCAAUGAGCUGGUGGUUUUCAUUUUGUCAGUUAUCAGUAUUAUUGUGCCUUGUAUCACCAUCUUUAUCUCAUAUGGUUUCAUUAUCUGCAGCAUCCUCCAUAUCAAUUCCACUGAGGGCAGGUCCAAAGCCUUCAGCACCUGCAGUUCCCACAUAAUGGCUGUUUCUCUGUUCUUUGGAUCAUGUGCAUUUAUGUAUCUUCAACCAUCAUCUUCCAGUUCUAAGAAUGGAGGAAAAAUCUCUUCUGUUUUUUAUACCAAUGUGGUUCCCAUGAUGAACCCCUUAAUCUACAGCUUGAGGAAUAAAGAUGUAGUAUUUGCCAUGAGAAAAACCCUGAGAAGAAGAAUGUUUUGA
Choloepus didactylus (southern two-toed sloth) is the source of this 933-nucleotide messenger RNA. RefSeq names its product olfactory receptor 8B3-like. Gene Ontology annotation, molecular function: olfactory receptor activity; G protein-coupled receptor activity; odorant binding. Lineage: Eukaryota; Metazoa; Chordata; Mammalia; Pilosa; Megalonychidae. Gene Ontology annotation, biological process: G protein-coupled receptor signaling pathway; sensory perception of smell. The transcript has a single exon. The record is from RefSeq and is a predicted model, not a curated record. Gene Ontology annotation, cellular component: membrane. Bases 1 to 933 code for a protein of 310 amino acids.